Molecule: messenger RNA, 999 nt
Organism: Talaromyces proteolyticus
Lineage: Eukaryota; Fungi; Ascomycota; Eurotiomycetes; Eurotiales; Trichocomaceae
Product: hydrolase
Exons: 1
Coding region: 1-999 (332 amino acids)
Source: RefSeq, a predicted model, not a curated record
AUGAAUUCAGCACUUAAAGUGUACCAAUCGGGCUUUUCGUUAUCGGCAUUAAAUACAGCCAAAACAGCCUCAAAAUCCGCCAACACCCGACUCCAUCAAACAGUCACCCUACAUGACGGCCGAAUUUUAGGGUUUGCAGAGUAUGGCAGUCCAAAUGGCCUCCCACUUUUAUUCUUUCACGGUUUCCCUUCAUCGCGUCUCGAGGGUCUCGGCGUAUUAUCCGGCAAUAUGAUACAGCGCCAUGGGCUGCGGAUUAUCGCCCCUGAUCGCCCGGGCUUCGGCCUGUCAACUCCGCAGCCACAACGCCGUAUUAUGGACUGGCCAGCGGACGUUCGGGCUUUGACGAGUCAUUUAGGGCUAUCGCGGUUUGCAGUCCUGGGAGGCUCUGGAGGUGGGCCUUAUGCAGUGGCAUGCGCGUAUUCGCUCCCACCGGAAAUGCUCUCUGCUGUUGGUGUACUGGCGGGGGCUGGGCCAUGGGAAGCUGGGACACAGGAUGUACAGAUCUACCGAAGAGUUGCUUCGUGGGCGGCAAAAAACUGCCCGUCAGUAUUGACUACAGGGUCAGAUAUGCUGUUGUGGAUUUUACGACAUGCAGUAGAGACAGGCACAGUGGCGCGGCGGAUAGACAACUGGCUUGAGAGUGUUGAUAAGAGUGAAAAUACAGCUGCCGAGAAUAUGCACAAUCCAGCAUCAAUCAAAGAGCGCCGAGAAGAAUUACUCCAAAUCUUAUUUGAAGGGUUCUCCCAGGGAUCGGCAGCCUUUGUAGAAGAGGCACGCUUGUUAACAAACGAAUGGGGCUUUAGAUUUGAGGAUGUCAGCUACGACAAAAUACAAAUUUGGCAUGGGACUAGAGAUGCUAACUCGCCGGUAACCAUGAUGCGGUAUAUGGCAGGGAGACUUCCGCAUUGUGUACUACGCGAGUACGAUGACGAUCACUAUACAUUAGUUCGUCAUCUGAAUGAGAUUUUGGAGGAAAUUGGGGAAGAGAUGCGAAAAUAG